AACUGCAAUAAAAGAGAGGAAAAACCCAACAGCGGAGCAGCAGCCCACGCGGCGAAGAGAACGGGUUCUGAUCGAUCGAAGGAGAGAGAUUUUGUCCUUUUUUUUCCUAACCUGUUUUGCUCGUCCUUCUGGUUGAGAAACACAGAAAAGGAGUCAUCUUUUUUGGUAGUGAGAGGUGAGAGGACUGGAGUUCUCAGGAAGGGAAGGAGUUUCGCCAAUUUGUGCAGUUUUUAUUUGGUGGAGAGAGAAAGGAAGAGCAUUGAUGACAGGGAUCGGUGGUUUCUAAAAUUAGAGUUUCAGUGGGGAGUUCGAUGAUGCGAUGAAUAUAUAGAAUGGAUGUGGUGUCGUAAUUUCCUUAUUUUCGAAGCUUUUUUACGUCAUCCUUUUGCUCCUCUUUCUCUUUGCUCUAUUCUUCGUCUGUUACUCUGCUUUACAAGGAAAAGUUAGUAUUGGAAGGGGGAAGAAGGGUAGAAAGAGAGGAGAAAGAUUGUUUUUUUUUUUCUGCUUCUUCUUCUGUUCUUUUUAGCUUUCUCUUUUUCUGUUUUUUUUUCUUUUUUUUGGGGAAAGAGAGGGAAGAUUUUGUUUGUGGGUGAAAGCUGUUUUUGUUGAUGGUAUAGAUAGAAGAAGAAGCGAGAUUAGAACAAUAGGGGCAAAACCAGAGGAGAGAAAUUAGAAGAGAUCUUUUCUGGAAGGGAUAGAAAGAGAAUGAUGGCUGCGAACUUCAGAAGGCAUUCUAAUCUACAGUGCUUCCUCGACAGAACCACUCCUUCAGUUGCCUCUCAAUCUCUCCCUAAGUCAUGCAUUAGAGACCUGAACAGCAUCUGGCAGCCAAAUGACAAGGAAGAGGUAGAGUUCUUUACUCUUGGAGAACUCUGGGAUCAGUACAAGGAAUGGAGUGCUUAUGGUGCAGGAGUUCCAAUUCUCUUCCCUGAUGGUGAAAUUGUAGUCCAAUACUAUGUGCCUUACUUGUCUGCCCUCCAGAUCUACACCAGCAAAUCUCUAGCUGCUCUGAGGACAUUAGGAGAGGAAAGUGAGAGCGAUUCUUGGAGUGAUGACAGUGAGAGUGAGAAGCCAUCGAGGUCAUGGGAUGCUGCAUCAGAGGAUUCAUCUUUUGAUCAGGAUGGUUCAUGGUCGACUAGCCGAUUGGGUUACCUGUACUUUCAGUAUAUGGAAUGCUGUCCUCCAUGGGGAAGGAUUCCACUUACGGACAAGGUUAAUGAGCUCUCUCGAAAUCAUCCAGGUUUAUUGUCAUUUAAGAGUGUGGAUCUUUCUCCUGCAAGUUGGAUGUCUGUUGCCUGGUACCCUAUCUAUCAUAUUCCCGCUCGCAAGAGUGCUAAGGAUCUCUCUGCAUCAUUUUUGACUUUUCAUACCAUCUCAUCAUCUUACCAAGAUAAUGUAUUGAUGGAUUGCAAGAAAGACACUUCUUGUACUUCUACUGUGAACUCUGGGAGGAAAUCUAAGGAUACCAGAAGCUGCAUCAGCUUAUGUCCAUAUGGCCUUGCAACUUAUAAAAUGCAAGGAAACAUUUGGAUAAAUUCAGAAAAUUCAGAUCCUGAAAAGAUCAUGACGCUCUACAGUGCUGCAGAUUCAUGGCUAAAGCAGCUAAGAGUUCACCAUCAUGAUUUCAACUUCUUCAUCAGCCAGGCCAUGUGAGAAGAGAUUUUCUGAGCAAAAUAACCAUUUUAACAUCACUUGGAUGCAGAUGAAGAGAGAGUUGGUGGCUAAAUCAAAUGGUUUAUCUUUUCCUGCAAAAGAACCAGCUGAGUUUUGGCUUUCCUGUUUUUGUUUUUUUGGUAUGUCUUUUCCUUUUGAUCUGUUAUGAGCAGUGUGACUUGUAGCUUCUGGUACUUAGAGAAAGAAGUUUUGUUUUCUUAUGUACCUGAGAAUGUUCAUAUCUAUCUUAUGUUGAAUAGAAUGAUUUGGCCAGCAGUUGCAGGCUUGUUAUGCCUUCCUCAUA
This is a messenger RNA of Dendrobium catenatum, 1957 nucleotides long. RefSeq lists its product as uncharacterized. The transcript has 6 exons. The coding region runs from base 706 to 1653 and encodes 315 amino acids. NCBI's taxonomy places the organism in Eukaryota, Viridiplantae, Streptophyta, Magnoliopsida, Asparagales, Orchidaceae. The record is from RefSeq and is a predicted model, not a curated record.